This is a messenger RNA of Liolophura sinensis, 2564 nucleotides long. Its product is annotated as serine/threonine-protein phosphatase 6 regulatory ankyrin repeat subunit B-like. Gene Ontology annotation, molecular function: protein binding. Lineage: Eukaryota; Metazoa; Mollusca; Polyplacophora; Chitonida; Chitonidae. The transcript is spliced from 9 exons. The coding region runs from base 277 to 1458 and encodes 393 amino acids. The record is from RefSeq and is a predicted model, not a curated record.
AAAUGGCGGUUCGGACGAGAAGAAAUACACCAGGUUUCGAUUAGAAUUUUGUUAUUUGCCGUAAAAGUAGGGUAGUGUAAACUUUAGUACUAUGAUGAUGCAUGUUCACAAUAACCGAAUGGUUCUUACAAAUUUUCAGGGAACCUAAAAGAAUGACUGACAUUCAGCUGUGGGAGAGGUGAAGGAUAGAGUUUUACAUGUGCAUAAAAUAUUUGUAUAAGACAUUGAGUACAUAAUUAUUGUUGCCUGGCAUAUUUUAAAGAAAAUACAGAGGCAAUGGAACCAGUGCAGCUUGGCCGUGGACCCCUUCAUGUUGCUUGCUCAUAUGGAGAUUUGGAAACGGCUGAACAGCUUCUGAAGGCAGGGGUGGACCCCCUGCAGAGGUCUGAGGUAGGGAGGACGGCUAUCCAUGAAGCAUGUAUUGGUGGGCAUGUAGAGUGUGUGACCCUGCUGCUAGCUUACACCAAGGAUCUGGACACAGCAGACAAGGAUGGUCAAACUGCCGCCCACCUGUCAGCUUAUCAUGGGGAGCGGUCAUGUUUGGCUGCCUUGGCUAGUGCAGGAGCUAAUAUUUCAUCAGAAGAUAAGAGAAGGAGGCAGCCAGCUCACAUGGCAGCUAUGAAGAAUCACAGGGGCAUUCUGAGCUUACUGUGUGAUCAUGGGGUAGAUAUGGAAUGUGCGUGUGAUUUGGGGAAACGGCCAUUACACUAUGCUGCUCAGCAUGGAGCCUUGCAGGUUUUGGAGUAUUUGAUUAAGUCUGACUGUGAUAUUACUGCUGUGGAUAACAGUGGUAACUGUGCUGCCCAUCAUGCGGCAUGGCAUGACAAGACCAACUGUUUGCGGCUCCUCAUUAAAAUGGGCAUAUCCAUGGAGGUCAGGCAGAAUGAUGGCAAAACCCCUGCUCAUAUGGCAGCAUACCAUGGUGCUGUGAAUUGUGUCCAUUGGCUGCUGGAGAAAGGAUUUGAUGCAAACUACCCCGACCAUUUUGGCAACACUCUAGGUCAUUAUUCUGCCUUGAGAGGUCAUCCUGGGUGUUUGAACUGUUUUCUGCAGCAUGAUGGAGAACUUCAUAGGCAGAACAUCAGAGAAGAGUCCCCUCUGGAUCUCGCUAAGAAGUCUGGUCAUUAUCUGAACAUGGAGAAAGCAAUGAAAAAUGAGGUGACAUGUCCCAUGUGUUACAAGAACUACAAAGUCGUAAUGUGGCAAGAGUCACAUCCAAAGAGUGAGGUGGAGAAAGAAAUAACAAAGGUGAAAUCUUCUGCUUUUAAAAGCCCAGCUUCUCAAGCCAAGAAACUGACAACCACAUCACUGGUUAAUGUGUUCACCGGCAAGCCCACAAUGAGGGAUAAGCUGUCCUCUAAGUCUGCUCAGCUGCCCAGCAGGGACUUGUCAGCCCAGUAUUUCGGUCAACACUUGGACCCCAACAGUGUCUUUAGGUUCAAAGGCCCUACUUUCUGACCCCGCCACAGACUACCACCAUAUUCACCUCAACAGCUUUCACCUGACGAUCGAUUCAAGACUGUCACUUCAGUAUUAAUUUAUUAACUCGUGGACCCAAAUAACCUUCAGUAAUUCAGCCAUCUAUUUCCAACCCCAUCACAGUCACCACUACCAACCCUGAGGCUGUUAGCCCUGCGUUUUGGUUAAAACACUGAGCCCAAGAACCCAGGGCAAUGCAUAUGUCAAGCACACAGUCACCACAAUCUAAAGACUUUUGGCGUUCAAUUUUGGUGAAUACACCGAGCCCAAUAACCCAGGGCAAUGCCUACAUCAAACACACUGUCACCACCAUCUAAAGACUCUUAGCGUUGAAUUUUGGUGAAAACACCGAUCCCAAUAACCCAGGACAAUGCCUACAUAAAAUACACUAUCACCACAGUCUAAAGACUCUUAUCGUUGAAUUUUGGUGAAAACACCGAUCCCCAAUAACCGAGUGCAAUGCCUACAUCAAACACUCUGUCACCACAAUCUGAAGACUUUUAGUUUUGUUUUUGGUUAAACCACCGAGCCCAAUAACCCAGGGCAAUGCCUACAUCAAACACACUGUCACCACAGCCAGCGUGUAAAGACUUUUAAUUAGCUCACUAAUUUUGUUAGCACAUGGAUUGCAGAUAAAGCACCUGUCAAAGCAGCAUUUGGUCCCUCUGUGAACACAACAAACACGAAACUAGCAACGUAUACAGUGAUUCACUCUGCACUUGUGAUUAUGUACUACCGUAAUUCCUCUUUUCGCACAUGGAAGAGCAACUCUCAGUACAAGUUAUGCAUGUUUUUAAUCUCUUGUUGAAGGCAGAACAACAUUGGUUUUAUUAGCCAAUUUCAGGGCUUUACAAAAAGCAUAAUUUUAACGGAAUAUAAUGCCCUCAAAAGUUACUUGAAUAAACACCUUGCAAACAUGGGAAAAAGUUAAAGAAUCACACAUACGCAUGAUUAUUUUCACGUCUUGAUUUCGUGAUUCACAUCAAUUUCACAAGCCACGUGAGCCGUUACUAGUGUUGUCAAAAAUAUUUAUAUAAUAAUGAUUUUUUUUGCCUUGUACAUUUAUAUUUGCAAUAAAAAGAAAU